UACAGUAUUUUCAUCAGUUUUGGGAAGACAUAAGAAUUCUUUCAUUGAGCAUGUAUUCUGCACUUGUUGGUAAAUUUCUGGAGGAGCAUAAAGAGCAGUUCCACCACAUCGGCCUGGAGCUAUGGAAAAAUCCGGAGCUGCUGUUUCAAGAGCAUUUUGCUCACCAGCUGUUAACGGAUUACCUGGAACGAAAUGGUUUUGCAGUACAGCGGGAAUAUGCCGGAUUGACGACGGCUUUUCGUGCGGAGAUCGCCACCGCUAACUACAUUACGGGAUGUGAAUCGCAUCCUACGGUGGCGAUUCUGUGCGAGUACGACGCGCUGCCGCAGAUCGGGCAUGCCUGUGGACAUAAUUUGAUCGCUGAAGUCGGAGUUGCUGCUGCCUGUGCAGCUCGGCAUGUGCUUCUGCACGCAGAAUGGAGCAAAUCGCCAGCGAAGAUAGUAGUCCUGGGUUGCCCGGCAGAGGAAGGCGGCGGAGGAAAGAUUACGCUGAUUAAUAACGGUGCUUUUCGUGAUAUCGAUUUUGCUUUGAUGAUACAUCCCCAUUAUUCGGAUGUUCUAUACGUUGCAACGUUGGGAAUUGAGCGGGUGAUUGUCAGAUAUACCGGAAAGGCCAGUCAUGCGUCCUGUGGUCCUUGGGACGGUAUAAACGCCCUGGAUGCCGCCAUAUCUGCUUACAAUUCUGUCAGUUUACUCCGACAGCAAAUGAAGCCGGACUGGAGGGUACAUGCGAUCAUCAGUGGAUGCUCCGAAGCAGUUAACGUUAUUCCGGAGAAUUCAGUUUCUGAAUACUAUAUAAGAUGUUUGCUACCGGAAGAUUUGCCUAUAUUAAAAGAAAAAGUUACCCGCUGUUUCGAGAGUGCUGCACUGGCAACAGGUUGUAAAUUAAGCCUGGAAUGGGAUCCGAUGCGCUAUUUGCCACUUCGAUCCAAUCAUGUUUUAGCCGAUAUAUUUGGCCGCUUUGCAAAAGAUGAAGGUAUUGUUUAUGAGCCGGAUCCCGGCUUGAUGGGAUCGUCAGACAUUGGCAAUGUAUCCAAUGUUAUACCGACCAUCCAGCCCAAAGUCUCUUUGGGCAAAUUGGCCUUGAUUCAUACCAAAGAAUUUGCUACCCUGGCUGGAUCUCCAGAUGCUCAACCGUAUGCUCUCCGGGCAGCGAAAAUCAUAGCCCUUACAACUUUGGAGUUAUUUGACAGUCCAGGGCUACGCGCCGCUGCUCAAAAGGAAUUUAACAUGGCAUUUAAGAAAAUUCCUGAUGAACCCGAAAUUUGAAAAAUCUUAACAUGAAAAGUUUACUCUUGCUUUCUUGUUUAGCAUUUCUUGUUAUUUGAAAACUGAGACUGUGUCAUUUGGAUAAACACCGAGGUGUUAUGGUUUGCCACUUCGACCAAUAAAAUCAGGGUCUAUA
Molecule: messenger RNA, 1404 nt
Organism: Paramacrobiotus metropolitanus
Lineage: Eukaryota; Metazoa; Tardigrada; Eutardigrada; Parachela; Macrobiotidae
Product: peptidase M20 domain-containing protein 2-like
Exons: 8
Coding region: 51-1268 (405 amino acids)
Molecular function (GO): dipeptidase activity
Source: RefSeq, a predicted model, not a curated record